Messenger RNA from Penicillium maclennaniae, 618 nucleotides. RefSeq names its product adenine phosphoribosyltransferase APT1. NCBI's taxonomy places the organism in Eukaryota, Fungi, Ascomycota, Eurotiomycetes, Eurotiales, Aspergillaceae. The record is from RefSeq and is a predicted model, not a curated record. Gene Ontology annotation, molecular function: adenine phosphoribosyltransferase activity; AMP binding; adenine binding. Bases 1 to 618 code for a protein of 205 amino acids. The transcript has 2 exons. Gene Ontology annotation, biological process: AMP salvage; adenine salvage. Gene Ontology annotation, cellular component: cytoplasm.
AUGUCCCAAACCGCCCUCGAUGCCUCCGCCCAAGUCGCCGGACACGCCUCCUCCCAUCCCGCCAGCGCCGCCGAACUCGCCGGUCUUAAGGUAAAGCUGCGCGGUGCCCUUCGCCAGUUCCCAGACUUCCCCUCCAAGGGCAUUCUCUUCGAGGAUAUCCUGCCUAUUUUCGCCGACCCGUCCUUGCACGAGGCUCUUGUUCGUUCCCUCGAGCUGCACAUCCUCGAGGCCUACGGUGGUCAGAAGCCCGAUGUUAUCGUUGGUCUUGAGGCCCGUGGCUUCUUGAUCGGCCCGAGCCUGGCUCUGCGCCUUGGCGCCAGCUUUGUCCCCGUGCGCAAGCAGGGCAAGCUUCCUGGUCCGUGUAUCACUCAGGGCUACGAGAAGGAGUAUGGCCAGGACUUCUUCCAAAUGCAGUCCGACUCCAUCAAGCCUGGUCAGAAGGUUAUUGUUGUUGACGAUAUCAUUGCCACUGGUGGCUCCGCUCUUGCUGGCGGUCAGAUGAUUCAAAAGAUGGGCGGUGACCUGCUCGAGUUCAUCUUCAUCCUCGAGCUCGAGUUCCUUCACGGCCGCGACAAGCUCCCUGCUCCUGUCUACACCCUCCUCUCGGGCCAGGCCUAA